Heterostelium album PN500 is the source of this 1608-nucleotide messenger RNA. Its product is annotated as carboxylesterase/lipase family protein. Lineage: Eukaryota; Evosea; Eumycetozoa; Acytosteliales; Acytosteliaceae. Gene Ontology annotation, molecular function: cholinesterase activity. The transcript is spliced from 5 exons. The coding region runs from base 1 to 1608 and encodes 535 amino acids. The record is from RefSeq and is a predicted model, not a curated record.
AUGAAUAAUUCUAUUUGUUUGCUACAAUACACCAAUGCAUUCGAUUUUAUGAGUGUUUCAGAUCUUGAUGAUACUGUACAAGCACAGACUACAGGAGGUUUAAUUCAAGGUCUUAGAUAUGAUGACUAUGCUGUAUUCUAUGGUAUUCCAUUUGCUGCUCCACCAGUAGGUCCAGCCCGUUGGCAACCACCAACCGAUCCCGAAUCAUGGCAACCAAAAGUUUUAGAUGCUAGAUACCCACAAUUUGGAUGUCCACAAAACUGUGAAUUACCACCAGGUACUUGUCCAACCAAUACCAGUGAAAAUUGUUUAUAUUUAAAUGUCUUUGUACCAAUUAGUGCUUUGCCAUUGGGUCCAAACGAUGCCACUCGUCCAGUUAUGGCUUUCUUACCAGGUGGUCGUUUCGAACAAGGUGCUGCUGCCACUGUUUUGUACAAUGCAAGAACAAUGGUAAAUAGCUCCGAUGCUAUUGUUGUCACAAUCAACUAUCGUCUCGGUGUUUUAGGUUUCCUCAUUACCGAUGAAUUCAGUGGAAACUAUGGAUUCCUCGACCAACGUCAAGCUCUCAUGUGGAUUCAAAACAACAUUGCCUACUUUGGUGGUGACCGUACUCGUGUCACUCUCUGUGGUCAAUCUGCUGGUGCCACCAGUAUUGCUGCCCAUAUUACUUCGCCAUUGUCUUUCGGAUUGUUCCACCAAGCCAUCUCUGAAUCCAAUCCAUACCUUCUUGAUUUGAAGACCAGAGAAAUUGAGACCAAGAACAGUAUGAACUUUGCCAAAGCAGUAGGUUGUCCAACUGCCGAUGCCAGUUGUCUCUACCAAUUGACACCAGAGGAAAUCAUUCAAGGUCAAAUCAAAGCACAAAACGAAAUCGAUAUAUUGAUCCCAUUGGCCUUGUUCUUGCCAUGGACACCAACCGUUGAUGGUACCGAGAUUUUCGACCAACCAAUCAAUCUCAUCAAACAAGGUAAAUUCUAUGAAAUCCCAAUGAUAGUAGGAACAUGUAUGGAAGAAGCACUUCUCUUCAUUUACCAAGCUGCCAACAAGAGUAUCUCCAAGUUUGAAUAUGAAAUAGGUAUGGAUGGAUUAUUCUUGAAUCUCGAUGAUGCCAAACAAGUAAUUGCUCAAUAUCCACCAAUUAGUGGAGAUAAUCGUCCAGUUUUAUCAGUUAUUGGAACUGAUUAUAUCUUUGUUUGUCCAAACAGAAAUAUGACAAGAUACUUGAGUAGAUCUGAAACAAUUUACACCUAUCAAUUCCAACAUGUAUUGUCAUUUGAUGCAUGGGGUCCAUUAUAUCCUAACUGUGUUGGUCAUGUAUGUCAUGGAUCUGAACUUCCAUUUGUCUUUAAUAGCGCCAGUCUCGGUGGAUACACUUUUACUCCAGAUGAACAAACACUUGCCUAUGCUAUGAACAACUAUUGGAUGAACUUUGUAGUCAAUGGAAAUCCAAAUAUUGGUUUACCAGUUCCAACUCAAUGGCCAACAUUCAACGAAACAGGUGACCAAACUUUGAUUUUCCAAGCUCCAACUCCAUACGUCGAAAGUGGUUUGCUCAGCCAAAAGUGUGAUUUCUGGGAUUCCAUGGGUUACGAUAAUCCCGUUAGAUAA